GUCCGCCUCUCGAUCGAUCGGCCACCUCCGCCCGGGGCGGGGGCCGGGGGUGGGGGGGCCUCCAUCAGCUGGACGGAGCGGACGUCACGCACGCAAGCGGACAAGCAUCCUCGUGCUUAUAAGCAGACCUUCCCCUCCCGUCCCCAAAAAUUCCAUUCCCUCCGUUUCUCCUGGCUAAACUACCUCUCGCUCCCUCCGGCUCCGAUCCAGGGUGCGAGCUGAGCUUGGGCUAGUUUAGUCUCCCCAAGCUCGUGGCGCAGCAGCAGACUCGUUGGUGGAGGUGGAUUAGUAGCCAAGGCUUUGCAGCUAGGUAGGGUUUUGUAGCUAGUUCCUCGCAGGCUCAGCUCUCUCAUACUAGCUAGCGUCGGUCAGUCGGGCGAGCAGGCCAAUGGUCAUGGCGAACCCGGACAUGCUGCCGCCGGGGUUCCGUUUCCACCCGACGGACGAGGAGCUGAUCCUCCACUACCUCCGCAACCGCGCCGCCAACGCGCCGUGCCCGGUCGCCAUCAUCGCCGACGUCGACAUCUACAAGUUCGAUCCAUGGGACCUGCCAUCCAGGGCUGCGUACGGGGACAAGGAGUGGUACUUCUUCAGCCCCCGCGACCGCAAGUACCCGAACGGGAUCCGGCCGAACCGCGCGGCGGGGUCCGGCUACUGGAAGGCCACCGGGACCGACAAGCCCAUCCACAGCAGCACCACCGCCGGCGAGAGCGUCGGCGUCAAGAAGGCGCUCGUCUUCUACGAGGGCCGGCCGCCCAAGGGCACCAAGACCAACUGGAUCAUGCACGAGUACCGCCUCGCCGCCGACGCGCAGGCAGCGCACGCCUACCGCCCCAUGAAGUUCCGCAACGCCUCCAUGAGGCUGGACGACUGGGUGCUGUGCCGGAUCUACAAGAAGGCCAGCUGCCAGGUGCCGGCGAUGGCGGCGGUGCCGCAGCUCUCCGACCACGACCAGGACGAGCACUGCGGCUUCGACGAUAACCCGUACGCCGCCAUGCUCCUGCAGGGCGCGUCGUACUCGUACCCGGCGCCGCCGCAUGCCGCGGCCGGCGCGCAGAGGAUGCCCAGGAUCCCGUCCCUCACGGAGCUGUUCAACGACCCCUCGCUGGCGCACUUCUUCGAGGAGGGCGGCGGCAUGCAGGACAUGGCGCGGCUCAGCAACCCGCAGCAGCAGCAGCAGCACGCUCCUCUCCUCGGCCGCGCCGUCACGAGCCAACAGCUGCUGCUCAACAACGGCCACAGCAUGCCCGGCGGGGGGCAGGCGCAGAUGGAUCCUCAUCCGCCUGCUGCUGCCGCCUCGACGUCGUCGGCCGCCGCUGGCAACAACAAGCGCAAGAGAUCGAGCACUACUACUGAUGCCGGUGCGCUGUCGUCGAGCCAGGCGUCUGAGGCCAAGAAACCGAACGGGUCCUGUUUCGGCGCAACGUUCCAAAUAGGCAACGGACUGCAGGGGUCCUCCCUGGGCCACCACCACAUGCCGCUUCACUCUAACAUGGGCACGAUGAACUGACAGAUUAUUGCUGUUGUUCUCCGCUGAAAGCUAUACUUGAGAGCAUUCAAUUGUGAUUUGAAACAUCGGGAUCUAUUGCACCAAACACACACACACACAUAUAUAUAGGACUGAAGUAUGCUCCAUAUAAAGCAAGGGUUAAUAUAUAUAAUACUAGUACAGUAGAUAAACUAUUCAAGGGGAUUGACGGAUUUGUACUUGUUGUGGAGUCCAGUAGGAGUGUGUCAACUAGCUAGUUGCUAGGGACGCCAUAGUUAUUGAUUGGGGUUUGCGGUGUGUAAACAUUUUGUUCUUCUGUACAUAGUGCAAUACUAUGUACUCAAAGCUUAUUACUACUACUGCUACAAAGCUAGCUAGACAAGGCUUCGAGAUCAACGAACUGGAAAUCAAGAACAGGAGGAACCAACCGGCUGGUUUUACUUUUCUCAUA
This is a messenger RNA of Zea mays, 1940 nucleotides long. Its product is annotated as NAC transcription factor NAM-2. NCBI's taxonomy places the organism in Eukaryota, Viridiplantae, Streptophyta, Magnoliopsida, Poales, Poaceae. Gene Ontology annotation, molecular function: DNA binding. The record is from RefSeq and is a predicted model, not a curated record. Gene Ontology annotation, biological process: regulation of DNA-templated transcription. Bases 389 to 1510 code for a protein of 373 amino acids. The transcript is spliced from 3 exons.